Molecule: messenger RNA, 894 nt
Organism: Ruditapes philippinarum (Manila clam)
Lineage: Eukaryota; Metazoa; Mollusca; Bivalvia; Venerida; Veneridae
Exons: 3
Coding region: 48-551 (167 amino acids)
Source: RefSeq, a predicted model, not a curated record
GACAAUAUUUUUUGUUGUAAUACUAGCAACAAGUUGUUUGUCAAUUGAUGACUUUUGGAAUAUUGAUACCAGUUGGGGAGGAAAUGAUGAUAUAUUUGGGAGUGACAACGAAAGAAAUGAAUGGAGUCAUAAGACUUGGAGCAGAAUUAGAUAUAUACAACGGAGUUCCUAGUUUGACAGGGAGAUAUACUGCAACCUUUGAUGACACAUUUGCAACAUCGGUCCAUGGAACUGUUGAUACAUAUGGGAACUGGCUUGUCGGGGCGUAUCUAGGCUGGCGUUUCAAAAGAAAUGCUGCAGGGAAAAAACUUUACAGUGUCUCAUUCCAAAUCGAUCCAUGCAACUUCAUAACAUACGAUAUUGAUAGAAAUGACGAAAUUGUCCUUGGUGAAAUGCAUGCCAUAUUUGGUGACAGUGAGAUUGCACUUAGACUAUUUAUAGACAUGGAUGAAAAUGGGAAUAGGGUCAUUGAAAAAGAAGAAUUCUACAAUCAAGCUCCACAGUUCAUUAAGGAAUGUUCUGUCCUCGACCAAAAUGAGGGUGAAGAUUAAAAAGUCUUAAAACUAGCUUUGGCAAAAAGAAAAAAAAAAGAAAAUACAAAGAAACAAACGCCUGCAUAUAGAUUAGAAUUAACAGAAGAAAAAAACAAGGGAGUGUUAUUUAAGUUUUACUCCUAAAUAAGACAAUACAACAGUUGAUCCGGAAUAUGGGGUUUCCUAGUAUCAUAAAGUGAUACACAUCUAGUUAAGAAACUGAAAUGAAAACGAAUAUAUGCUGUUGACUUGCCUUGCUAUUUUCUGAUUAAAUUAAACAAAAUAUUGACAUAUAAACCAUAACCUGUUUAUUUGUAUGACGUAUGAAAGUGAUGUAUUUUCUUAAAUAAAAUGACGUAAA